UAAUUAGGCUUUGCGCCAUUGAUUGGAUUUGGGUUUGGGCUCAACUCUCUCUCUCUCUCUCUCCUCGUCUCAUCUCUCAAUCUCUCAUCAAUUCAAUAAAUACACACACUUGUCCUUCACAAUUGCCUCCCCUUUUAGCUCUUCCUCCACCGACGCACCGCCUCCAUCAGCCAGCUGUGUUCUACUGUCACUUUGCUGGAUCUGACACUGCAAUCAUCGCCUCAAACCAUGUCGUCCGGGAGGUACAUGGCCUACUCGCCCUCCCCCUCCGCCCCCCACUCUCCUCACAUCGCCGCCACCCGCACCGCCGCCUCCGCUAUCGUCGAGCAAGAGAAGUACCUCACAGACUUGCUGGCAGAACGUAACAAGCUCAAUCCUUUUAUGGCCGUGCUUCCAAAUUGCUACCGGAUGCUGAAUCAGGCAGAAAUAUUGCGUGUAACUACACUGUUGGGGAGUGCAUCAGUUUUAGAACAAAGUAUGCUUGAACAUGCUAGCCCCCUGGCUUCAGGAGGAAUAUAUUCAAAUGGAGGAGCUAACGCGAACAGAUGGGCAUCAUCACCAUUUCAAUCAGAAAUGUCUAGUGUAAUGCAAUCUUCCUCCACACCAAACUGGCUUGGUUCCCAAGGUAGCUCUUCUGGUCUCAUAGUCAAGCGAACAAUCAGGGUUGAUAUUCCAGUUGACCAAUAUCCUAGUUAUAAUUUUGUUGGACGCCUCCUUGGUCCUAGAGGGAAUUCUUUGAAGCGAGUUGAAGCAACUACCGAGUGCCGUGUUCUAAUCAGAGGGCGUGGCAGUAUCAAGGAUCCAACAAGGGAGGAGAUGAUGAGAGGUAAACCAGGAUAUGAGCACCUCAACGAGCCUCUUCACAUACUUGUCGAGGCAGAACUGCCAGUUGAGAUCAUCGAUGCUCGUCUAAUGCAGUCACGUGAGAUACUAGAAGAUUUACUUAAGCCUAUGGACGAAGCUCAAGACUACUAUAAGAAGCAACAGCUGCGAGAACUGGCACUGCUGAAUGGUACUCUUCGGGAUGAUGUCUCUCAAAUGUCUGGCUCUGUAUCACCGUUCCAUAACAGUCUGGGAAUGAAGAGGGCGAAAACCAGGGUGUGAUCAAUAUUUGGAGUUCAGAUGUCUUCCAGCUCUGCCUUGAAAACUGCAGUUCCUAUAGCACAGGUCUAUUGCUGUGCCAGCCGAUGCCUGUCACUGCGCCAUCGGGGCACUGGUCUGCUGAGUGCCAGUUCUAACCUGUCUCUAUAUGAUAUGAGUGCUUUUAUAUUACCUGUGGGAGAUUUAGUAGCAGUAAAAAUGUUUGGUAAUGGAUGUUAAUGGUGAGGGGUUUUGAGUUUGUAUGUUGUUUCGUGGGCAGUUUGGUAGGGGAGUAUUCUCCCCCCACAAGAACAUCGCCUCCUAUUAUUUUAUUUGUUGUUAGCUUUUGCUGGGAGUUUUUUAUAUUAUGGAACAUAUUUGUGUUAUUCA
Molecule: messenger RNA, 1470 nt
Organism: Salvia hispanica
Lineage: Eukaryota; Viridiplantae; Streptophyta; Magnoliopsida; Lamiales; Lamiaceae
Source: RefSeq, a predicted model, not a curated record